GGCGGUGUUGGCGGGCGGACCGGGCCGGGUCUGCCGUGCCCGCCUUGGGGCGCUCGGCGGGGCCUGCUGCGUGAGGGGAACUGCAGCGGCGGAGCGAAGGUACUGACACAGAGAAAGCUGCUCUGUGUCGGGGACAAUUUUUCACUGACUUUCUCCUCAGCAUAUACUGAAAAGCGAAAUGUCCUCGAAGAAGAAAAUAAAGAAGACUCAUCCAAGCUCUAAAUCAGAGGAACACAAAGCCAGUUCCAAUCUUCAACGGAAAUCAAUUCUGCUUGAGGAACCAGAUAUCUCAAGGAUAUUGAAGGUAGCGGAAACAAAAGACCUGGAGGAGCUUGACGAAUCCUUUGAUCACCCUUUGCACAGUACUGCUGUGGAUGCUUAUGGAGAGGAACAUUCACAAAACGAGUCACUUGGUCAUGUUUCAGCACUGCAAAGGAAAAAUACAGAAAGAAGUAAAAAAAAGCGUCGCUCCAAGACAUCUGAUGGUGAUGGGCAGAUACCCAAAAUAGCUGAUGCUGGAGAUGGACCCCUUAAGGAGACUGUGAAGGGUCUGAAUGCUACUCAGUUCCAGGCGAAAAGGAAGCAACCUUCAGAGGAGAGCACGUCAGACCCUUCUGUGGAUAGCCCGCAUUCUGUACAGGUUUGGUGUCCCAAAGAGCUGAAGAGAUCUCCUAGAGAUAUUACAGAACUGGAUGUUGUUCUGGCUGAAGUUGAGAAGAUAGCAGCAAAUUACAGACAAAGCAUAGAAUCAAACAUUUGCAGAAAGGCUAUUGAUGACUUCUGUUCUGCUUUCAAGGGCCAAAUCACCGAUCUUAUAGCGGGAGUCCAGGAAUUAAAGAAUAUGAAGAGAAAAAAUGCGAAGGCUCUAACAAGCAUCAAAAAGAAAAGGCAGCGACUGGUGCAGCUCCAAGAAGAGCUAUUUGGAGCUGAACCACAACUGACACAACUACAAAGAGAAUAUGCUGAGAUAAAGGAAAGGAAAUCUUCCUUGAGGCAAACAAUUGAAUUACUUACUGAUUUAAAGGAGCUACAGCAAGACUGCUUGGAUUAUAGAGAAGAAAACCCAAAAGAAAAAAUGGUAUAUGGAACUUCCAGCCUCCCUGCUCUUCUGAUGGAGUCACGGAGAAUUCUAGGAGCAGAAAGACACUUUCAGAAUAUUAAUACAAAACUGGAAGAGGCUCUGGCUCUACAAAGAAAGAGGUUAUCAAAGAAAGACUAAGUGUUUUUUAAGACUUUCUGACAUUUUUAAAAACAAUCAUUAGAAUGGUAGUGCUUAAAGCGUGAUUAAUCAUUGUUGCUCUAUUUUGUUUCCAUGUUUGAAAGUCAGUGACUUGAUCGAGAUUACCUUUCUAUUGUCAAAUUGUCUCAGUGUCAGUGAAAUGACUGAAAUAUUAAUCCCACUUAAAGUAAUAAAACUUUUCUGUGCUUGUGAACAAUGUUGGGUUUUCAUCUUGUGCUAUUAAAGUAAUGCGAUCUUGACAGCAACAUAUACUUUUAAAGAGAACACAGAGACUUUGGCUGAUCUAUUUACAG
Molecule: messenger RNA, 1533 nt
Organism: Myiozetetes cayanensis
Lineage: Eukaryota; Metazoa; Chordata; Aves; Passeriformes; Tyrannidae
Gene: CENPU
Product: centromere protein U
Exons: 12
Coding region: 179-1219 (346 amino acids)
Cellular component (GO): nucleus
Source: RefSeq, a predicted model, not a curated record